AUGAAAAUAGACAUAACUAUUCUUUUGAUUCUGAUAUCUAUAACAGUAAAUAAUAAAUGUAAAAAGGUAGAAUGAAUAACCUUAAGAGUUCAUUACAGGUUGUUAGAGUGUGGAGGGUCCAUGUACAAAUAAAUGUGAAGAAGGUUAUUAGUUAUGUAAUGAUAAGAACAAUAUUCAAUGUGAAUAUGGCUAUUUUAAAUUCAAUAUUAAGAAUGAGAAUUAUUGUGUGAAAUGGUAUUGUAUUUGAUUUUCAUAAAAUAGUCCAUAAUCAUUUUUAGACCAAAUGAUGUACUUAUGUAUGGAUUGUAGAGAAAAUUCAGAGACUUGGUAAAAUUCAAGAUAAUGCACAUACAAUUAUGCUAUUACAGAUGGAGAUAAAGAAGGAGCAUUUAGAAAGGUUUAAAUAACUGAUACUCAAAUUUAUAAUAUAUUUGAAGUGGCAUCGUUAACAGAAGGAGGUAGUAAAACUUAUGAAACAGAAUUAUGUAUGGGAUGCUUUGGAUUUUGUGAUGAAAGUGAUGAAGGUAAUGAAGAUGAUGAAUGCAAUAUCUUAUUAAAUUAAAAUGAUGCCAUACAUAUUGGAGUAGUUUGUAAUGAUGGUUAUUACUUUGAUAAUGAUUUGUGCACUUAAUGUCCUUAUGAUAAAUGCAAAUCUUGUGAUAGUUAUAGUUGUUAUGAAUGCUUAGAUGGAUAUGCAAUUGAUUAUAAUUACAAUUGCCUCCCUUGUUUUGAAGGUUGUGCAAAAUGUGAGUAUCAUUUUGAGAUUAUAUGCUUGGAAUGUAUUUAAGAUAAAGAUAAUUAUUUGGUAUUGAUGUAGGAUGGACUUGUAUGCAACAAUUGUGAUUAUGCAUGUAUAAGAUGUUAAGUCGUAUAUGUGAAUGGAGUAGAAUAAUAGAGAUGUACUCAAUGUUAACCAGGUUAUAUUGUACACAAUGAAGGGGCUUGGUGUGAAUAUUUAGAAAUUAAUGAUUGUGAAAUAGGAUAUUAUGAAUAUUCCAAGGAUGAUGUGAAUAAAUUAUAAACAUAUAAUCCUGGUUUUGAAUUAGUAGUAGAUUAUUCAUCAAUAUAAAAAUGUUAUAAAUGCAAAUCAGGAUAUCAAUUAUCUGAAGGAAAUACUUGUAAUACUUAUACUGAUCUAUAUUGUAUAUCACAUGAUAAAGAUAAAAAUUUAUGUUUAGAAUGUUAAAAUAACAAAGUACUUAAAUAUGAAAAAGGAGAGACUAUUACUAAUUCUUGUUUGGAAACUUAAGAUUGUGGUAAGAAAAUUAAAUAUUGUUUAUAAUGCAUUUCAUUCACUGUCAAUGCAAUUGAAUAAUAUUAAUGUUUAAAAUGUCAAAAAGGAUAUUAUCCUGAUAUUUUCUCUAAUCUAUGUUUACAAUGUUAAUCUAGAUGUGAUGAAUGUUGGCAAUAUACUAAUAGUUAUAAUAUUACUGCAUAUUUAUAAUUAUAAUUAGCUGCAAUAAACUAUGAUAAAUUUAAAGAAGACUUAGAAUUAAUUAAAAAAGAAAAAAUUAAUGAUCCUUUAUGUUCAACUUGCCAAGAAGGAUUCAAUUUAUAUAAUAAUUAAUGCAGAGGUUGUACUGAUAGUUGUGUCCCUGGUAACUUUGAAGAGAAAGACUCUGAAUGUUUAUAUUUAGAUGAUACUGCUUAUUGUGCAAAAUGUCCUAUACCUUCAUUAUAAUAAUCAUUAACUUCUGAUAAUAGUGAAUGUAAUGAAUGUCCUAAUAAUUGUAUUGCCUGUAGAGAAAGAUCUUAGGAUGAAAUUAAUCAUGUUAAUCCAUUUUUUAAUCCAGAUUUUGAUCAAUUAAAUAAAUAUAGUAAUUAUUGUUACAGAACUGCUUAGCCAUUGAUUAAUUAAAAGAUUUAUAUAGACUCUUUUUUGGGAGUUCCUAUUACAUGUACUAAAAAUGAAAAUUCAAAAGGAUGUGAAAAAAAAUUGGAUACUUCUGUUACUGUAUAUUGUGGAGAAAGUUUUGGAACUUUAGGAUCUAAUGAAAUUAAAUUAAAGGAUGUUUAUAAAAAAUAGAAAACUAAAAUUGUUACUUUAUUUCUAUAAGGAUUAGAAAAUGCAUAAAAAUAUAAUGAAUACAAUCUAUAGACUGUCACACAUAUUAAUAUCAAUAUUGAUUUUAUAGGUGAUAAUCAUGGAAUUUGUUAAUUUGAUAAACCAUUAUAAAUUAAAUCAGGUUUUUAAAGGAAUAUUUUUACUUUAUAAAAAUUAUCAAUUGUUAUCAAUGGUCAAAAUUCAAUUUUUAAAUAAACAGGCAGAAUGAUACUCUAAGAUUAUUCUUCAGUAAUAAUUUAAAAUGUCAAUUUAAAAGAAAAAUCUUCUGGUGAAUUUGGAAUAGAAAUUUUGGGUUAAAAAACAAUGUUUACUAUGAUUAAUUGUAAAAUUAUUAAAGAACAUGUUGUAAGUGCAUUCAAUAUAAUAUUAUAAAAUACAAUAUUCCUCAAAUUAUAAAAUGUUGUAUUUGAAAAAUUAAAAAAUGAAAACUUUUUAAAUUAAACUUCAAAUAAUACAUUUUAAGAACAAGGUUAAUAUAUAUUUGAAGAUGUUCAUAUAAAAAAUAGUGAAAUUAAUGAUGUUCUUAUUACUGUAAAUUAAUUAGGAAUUAAUAAUAUUUUGUAAAUAAAUUCACUUAAAUUCACAAAUUCUAACAUUACUAAUACAGCUGUCUUUUAAGAUCUAUAAAUAACUUCAAGUUACAGUGUUAUUGUAGAUAAUCUUAAAUUAAUUAAAUGUACAAUUACAAAUGGAAGCAUCUUUAAUCUUGCUACAGUCAAAUCCUUUCAAGCUUAAAAUUUAGAAAGUGUUUUGACUUUAUUUUAAUAAGAGUCUAAUUUUAUAAUCAGUACUACUUUUAAAAUUGAAAAAUUAUUUUGUUAUCGAUCCUUAUUUGCUAAUAAUUCUGAACUUAUUGUUUCAAAUAAUCAAAUUUAUAACUCAGAUUAAAGAUCUAGUAUUUUAUCAUUUACUUUUAAUUUCAUUACAUUCAGAAAUAAUAUUUGUUAAAAUAUUAAUUGUUUGAUGAUUCUCUAUACUCCACUAAAUAGUUUUGGAAUUAGUACCAAUAUUUAAAUUGAAAAUUUAAUUAUUGAAAAUUUGUAGAUCUAAACAAUAAGCUAAUUAAGUAUAGAUUCUGUUUCAUCAGCCUUGGUUUCCUUAUAGAAUAUUGGUAACAUCAUUAUGAAUGAAAUAACACUUAAAAAUAUUUAAGGAAUAUCUAUUUUUUUUAUUGGAUAAUCAUAAUCUAUAGAAAUUACUAAUUUAUACUUUUUUUUAGAAAUUGAAAAUAAUAUGCUUUAUGAAUAUGAUGAAUAUAUAAUAGAAGAUUUUGAUGUUGAUCCAAAUCUAAACAAUUAUAUACUUGUAACAAAUCCAUUCAAUAAUUUAUUACCUAAUUCUCUUGAUUGUGCUAACAGAAAAUUAACUGCAUAUUUAUUUAAUUCUUAUCUCAUUUAUAUUGAAGGAUUUUAAGGAUCAAUCUUUAUGAAAAAUAUAGAAGUUUAUAAUAAUAUAUUCAUAGAUAGAUCUGCAAUUGUUAUUAAAUCUUACCAAAAUUUAUAAUAUAUGUAAAUGGAAACUAUUUUACUUUAGAAUUUAUAUUUUGAUAAUAAUAGACUUGCUUCAACAUUAAAUGGAAAGGAAAUGAGUUUAAUAACAAUAGAUUCAUAACAAAAUUAAAACAUUACUAUAAUUAAUGCUUAAUAUAAUCAGAAUCAUUUACAUCAAAUAACUGAUUCAUAAACAAGCCAAACUCCAGCUCUUCUAUUAGUUAUCUCUCCAAAUUCAUUACUUAAUUUAAUUGAUUCCUACUUCAAUUACAAUAGAAUUUCAAAAUCUACUAAUGGUUUGAUGUGGAUUAAAGUAGAUUCAUUUAUUUUAAACAAUUGUUAUUUUUAGAAAACAAAUAUUUUAGAUCUUUAAUGGUUAUAGUAUCUUGAAGAAUAACAAUUAACAACAAGUGAUCCAUAAACAACAGCUAUAAAUUUAAGUAAUAUUAUUUUUAAUUAUUUUUAGAAUAAUUCUUUUAAAUUCAAUCAAAGGGAUCUAAUUUUUAUUUAAUAGGUAAAUUCAUAAAUAUAAAUAAUUUGUAAAUUUAAGAAUCUUUUGGGUAGUCAGCUGCUGGAAUUUUCCUUGAAUUAUUAGAUGGUGUUGUUAUCAUUAAAUAAUCAUAUUUUGAAAAUAUCUAAAGUAGUUUAUAAUUAGUUGAUAAUACAGAAGGAGGGUGUUUGAUAAUCAAUUCAGAUAGUUCUCAAAUGUAAUUGGAAUUACAUUCAGUAAUCAUGAAAAAUUGUACUGCUAGAACUAGAGGAGGAUGCAUACAUUUAUAUCCUACUAAAUUCAAAUAAAGUAUUUUAUUUAAAGACUCAUAAUUCUACACUUGCCAAUCUUUAGGAUAUUCUUUUUUUAGUAAUCCAUUUUUAGAAUCAUCUGAUAAGCCAUUAAUUGAGUUUUAGAACAUAAUUGUAGAAGAUAAUAAUUACAAUAAUUUUAUUUAAAAUUUACCAGAUAUAUCCUUAUUAGAUUAAUUAUAAUUAACUGAGAAUUCUGGAAUCUAUUAUUAACAUACAGGAUAAUUAAUAAUUCGAAAUUCUAUCUUUACUAAUUUUAAAUAUGUAAGUAUCAUUAAAGCAGUUGCAAUGACUGAUAUAUUUAUAUCUCAAAGUAAAUUUACAAACAAUAUCCUCUUUUUAAUGCCACUCAUAGAUAUAUCAAUGACACCAACAACUAAAAAUCAAAUUCAAAUUAUUGCAUCUUAAUUUGUUGAUAAUGAAUCUACAGAUAUCAAAUCAGAAGUUAAUAAAUGUGAUGGAUUAAUCAAAAAAGGUUUGAGUUAAUCAUCAAUUUAAUAAACAUGUGAUUAAAUUAUGUACUUAAUUGACUUUUUGAAUUACCGAUACUAAGAUUAAGAAAUCUGGAAUAGCGAUGAAUAUUUGGACAAUUAUAAUUAUUUUAACGAAUACGAUAAAUAUGGUUCAGUCUAUUCAUAUGAUUUUUAUUUUGAUAACACAAUUCAAGUAGUUUAAAGAUUUAAUUCAACAAUCAAUAAUUCUUUGAUUAAUUGUAUUCUUUAAAAUAUGCUUAAGUAUUAAUUUCUUAUAUUUAUUUAGUUUAACUUUGGAAGUUGGAUAAACUUUAAAAACUUCUAUUAUUAAUAUAAAAAGUUUAUAUAGCAAUUCUUACUUAAUAUUUGAAAAACUCACUAUUGCAUCUAAUUAAUGUUUAAGAUGUUAUGGAGGUUUAGUUUAAAUAUUGGGAGUCAAUAUUGAUAAACAAAAGGAUACUCAUCUAUUUUUAAGUCAUAUAAAUUGCAAAGAUAAUAUAGCUGGUUAUUAUGGAUGUUUAUUAAUUUAAUAAUCAUAAGAUAUAAGUGAUUUUGUACCAAAUUAAAAUUUGUUUGAUUUAAAAGAUACUCAAUCUUCAAAUAGAUUGUUAUAAUUAAGUGAAACCUAUUCUGUUUCUAUUUAAAAAUCAAUAUUUUCAUCAAAUAAAGCUAGUGUUGGAACUAGUAUUAGUAUAUUAGGUUUGGAUGCUUUAAUAAAAGAUAGCAUAUUUUCAGAUAAUAUUGCAAGUCUUAUUGGAGCAGGUGUUUAUUAUAAGAAUUUUGGUGAUGAUUUUGAUACUUCUUUAUAUGUAUACAAUCUAUCUUUUUAAAAUAAUAAAGCUUAAGUUGGAGCUGCAUUUUAUUUAAUCAAUAAGGAAUUAGCAGAUGUAGAUUCAUUAUUAAUAAAAUUUGAAUAUAAUAAUGCAACAAUGCAAGCUAGUAAUAUUCAAGAGAAUUCAAGAAGAUAAACUAUUUCAAUGAUUGAAGGUUCAUAUUGUAAAGUUGAAGUUUAUCAAAAUCUAAGUGGAGAUUAGAAUCUUGAUGGGAAUAUAGAUAAUGUUCAUGAAAGAAUUAGGGAAAAUGUGACUCUAGAUUAUCAUAUGAUAGGCAACUAUCCUGAAAAAACAAAUUUACUUAUAUUACCAUCAGGAUAAUCUAUUAAUACAUAUGAAUAUUUUUUGGAAGAAACUUAAGAAUAUAUUCCAUAUGAAUGGAUAUUCAGAGUUAUUAAUUUAAAUAGAUUUAAUGAACCUAUAGUAAAUGAUUAGGAUGGAGAUAAAUGUUAAAUCUUUGGUAGAAUAUAAUAAUUCUAAAAUUAUUCAGAUAGUAAUUCCUUUACAAAUAAUUUCACCAUUCCUAAUGAGAUGUUAUAUACUAAGAAUUUAAAAGGUUAUGUUUUAGAUGAUAUGUAAUUAACCUUUGAUCCUUAUUUCGAUAAGAAUUAUUAUCUAGAAUUGAAAAGUAAUUAUUAUUUAAGAAAUUAGUUAAAUGUGAUAAAAUGGCAAUUCCUGUUUAUGCAAAUCCUCCAGAUUCUAGUCUUAUAGGAUACAAUAUGGGUUACGAAUUAAUGUUAAAUGUUAGAACAUUUCCUUGUUAACAAGGAGAAGUAUAUUAACUUGGUCGUUGUAUACCAUGCAGUCCUAAAUUAAAUUAAUAUUCUGUUAUUAUAGGAGCAGUUUUAUGUUCACAAUUCAAUUCUGAUUAUAUGAUUGCUAUUAAAAAAUCAUCAAUUUAGUUAAAACCUGGAUAUUGGAGACCUGAUUAUAAUAAUGAUGAAUCUUAAUUUUGUGAAAAUUUGGAUGCAAAUUGCAAUGGUGGGUGGGUUCCUGGUAAUCCUUCUUGUUAUACUGGACAUAUAGGAGCAUUAUGUGAAUCAUGUGAUCUUUAUUAGAUAUUUAAUGAAGAAAGAUAUACAUAGACUUAAGCAUAUAAAUGUGCUAGAUGUGCACCAACUAUGUAAUUAAAUUAUGUAGUCCUAGUGGCUACUUCAUUUACAUCCUUUAUUUCAAUGGUAUUAGCAGUAAAAGGUAGUUAUUUUUCAUCAAUGUAAUUUAUUAUUGAAGAAACACUUGAUAAAUGGGGAGUAUUAUUAAAAAGUUCAGAGAGUGAUUUAGCUGUUUUGAUGAAAGUUCUUACAAAUUACUUUUAAAUUAUUUAAUUCAUUGCUUCAUUUUAGAUAUCUAUUCCUAGUUCAGUCAAAUAAACAGCCAAAACUGGAGGUAAUCCUACUGAAAGUACUACAACAGCUAUGGAUUGUCUCUAUGUAACAAUGUCAGAUUUAGAUGUAUUAUAUUUUAGAAUGGUUUGGGCAUUCAUUUAACCAUCAAUAUAUUUAGUUGGUUUUUAUAUUGUAUAUUUUGUUGGAAUUGUAAUCAAAAUGGUUCCAUAUAAAAUUAAUAUAAUAACAACAGCCCUUAUUUAUUAAUUUCUUUAUUUAUAACCAUCUUAUGUUGAAGGAUUUAUUGUUUUAGCAUCUUCUAGAACUAUUAGUGGUUAUCCAUAUGUAUAGAGAGAUGUUGCAUAUAGAUAUGAUAGUGAUAUGCAUUAAUAUUACCUUCUAAGAUUUAUUAUGCCAAUGUUAAUUGUUUGGGUUUUGUUUCUACCUUUAUUAUUUAUGUUUUUAGUUUACAAGAAUAGAGCUACAAUUAACACCAAAUAAACCAAAUUGAUUUAUGGUUUCUUUUAUCUAGAAUACUAAUUAAAUAGUUACUUAUGGGAAUUUGUUAAAUUAUUCUAAAAAGAAUUUAUGGUUAUUAUUUUAGCUUAUUUUGAAGAUUAAGUGACUGUCAAAGGUUUGUUACUUGUAGUAGUUAUGUUUCUUUAUGGAUUCUAUUAAAUCCAAGUGUCUCCAUAUAGUAAUAGGAGACUCAAUAUUUUAGAUAGAUAUUCAACUGUUAUUUUAUCCAUUUCAUUAGCCAUGGGAGUCUUAUUAAAAUCAUGUUAAGAUUAAGAAUUUGGAUAUUUAUUUAUUAUUGUUGCUAUUAUCUUAAUCUUAAUAAAUGUUCCAUUCCUUUUAUCUAUUAUUUUCUGUAUUUUUGAAGGAUAUAUAAUUAAAUUGUCUCCAAUUCUGGAUAAAAUAAGGGAUAUCAUUAAUGAAAAAUACCCUGAUUUAGGUUAAAAGCAUCCAUGGCUAAGACCUUACUUACACAAUAAAGCUAAGAUGGCAAUUAAAGUUAAGACAUAUUGGGCUAUACUACGAGAUGCUGUCAAAGAUACCACGUAAAUUUGUAAAUAACAUGAUAUUCAAUUUAAAAAGGUUUUCCCUCCUUAUGCAAAAUCUGAUGAAGAUGGUAUUUGUGGAUUUGAGAAUAUUUCAUUUAGAAGUAAAGAAAAAAUCAAUGAAGAUAAAUAACCUUUAAUCAAAGAGUCAUUAAGUCCUGUUAAUGAUGAAAAUUAACAAAUAUAAUAACCAAGUACUAUAAGAAUUGAAAAUAUGUAAACUAAUGGUGUAGUUUAAAUUGGUUAAUUUUUCACUUCAUCAUCAUUCAUCAACAACUAAGCUUAAGAACCUGUAGGCAUUACAGGUUAAGGUGUUGAAUAAUGGCCAGAUUAGACUUAAUAUUAAGGAUUAAUUGUUAAUGGUAAAAAAUAAGGUAAGGGAAUCUUAACUUGGCCAUUAAAAGAAAAUCAAAAGCAACAAGAAUAAUAUGAAGGUGAAUUCGAUAAUAAUCUUUUUGAUGGUUUUGGUAUAUAUAAAUGGAAUGAUGGAAAAGUAUACGAAGGAAGAUGGAAAUAAGGUAAAAGACAUGGAUAUGGAAAAUAUUAAGGAAUCAAUCAAAAAUAUGAAGGAUAAUUCGAAAAUGAUUUGUAUUAAGGAUAAGGAACAUUGACUAUUGGGGAUAAGAUUAUUUCAGGUGAAUUCUUUAAAGGUAAAAUGAAUGGAGAAAUGGAAAUCGUGAUUGGUAGAAAGAAAAGAAAAGGAAUUUGGAAGGAUGGAACAUUUUAGAAGUGGAUUAAUUGAUA
This is a messenger RNA of Paramecium pentaurelia, 8792 nucleotides long. NCBI's taxonomy places the organism in Eukaryota, Ciliophora, Oligohymenophorea, Peniculida, Parameciidae. The record is from the annotation of a GenBank genome assembly.